CGGCGCAUCCCUGAUCCGCUCGCCGUGCGCGCUCGAACGCGCCGCGCGCUCGAACAAAAUGCCGCGCAUCGUGCGUGACGCGCCGCGCCUCGCCGCACCGCCCGCGUCGUCGCCACCCGUCGCCGUUCGCCGCCGACAGUUGCCACUCGGUCGACGUCACCGCGCCGCCGCGCUCUGCGUUUGCCGCGCGACGACGCCGCGGGAGAUCGCGCGCGCGAUCGAGGACGCUCCGUGGCGCGGUGGACUCGAACCAGCGGCGAACGCGCCGUGGACGGCGGCGGAAGUGGUGUCGGGACGGAUACCGGCCGAGCUCGCGGGGACGCUCUAUCGCGCGGGACCGGGACGGAUUCGUCUGGGGGCGACCAAGUACGCGCAUUGGUUCGAUGGCGAUGGGUACGUCACAGCGAUCGAGAUGGAUGCCGAUGCGAACACGGCGCGGUGCGCGGGGAAGUACGUGGAGACGGCGAGAUGGACGAAGCAGCGGGCACGCGACGGCGGCGAUGGGACAAACGACGACGCGGUCGGGAGCAGCGGCGUCGCGGUCCGAGGAGCGUGGACUCAAGCGAGCGGAAUGAUGGCAAAUUUAGGACGGUUUCCGACGAACCCGUCGAACACGUCCAUCAUCGUGCACGCGGGGAAGGUUUUGGCGUGUUGCGAAGGCGGCGCGCCGGUGGCGAUCGAUCCGGCGUCGCUCGCGACGAGAGGUGAAGUCGUCUUCGGACCGAGUCUUCCGAUGGGUUUCAGCGCGCACAGUAAGCAGGACCCGCGCGAUGGAACGUUGUACACGUGGGGGUUGAAAAAGCCGCCGUUCAUAGGUAUUUCUGUCGGCAAGGUGAACGCCGCGGGCGAAGUGAUGCAAGUCGCCGACAUGCCGUUUCCGCGAGCGGCGCCAGAAUUUGCAUUGUUACACGACUGCGCGAUGAGCGAAAAUUACUUGACGUUUUUCAUGUGCCCGUGGGAGUUACCGAACGACGCCAUCGUGGGUGCACUCAGCGGGAUGAAGUCUUUCGGACACUCGUUCAAAUGGAGCGACGAACGCGAGACGUGGAUGGUCGUGCUGAGGAAAUCAGAUUUAAGCGUCGUGCACGCGAAAAACGUGCCUUCGUUUUCGAGUUAUCACACGUGCGACGCUUACGAAGAGAACGGAAAACUCAAGGUGCUUUACGGCAAGCUCAGAGGCGAUCGCACCGGGCUCGAAAAGAAUUUUGGCGACAUGUACGCCGCCGUGUGGUCGUCGCGACAUUACAACGAUUUGCACGAGAUGACGAUCGAUAUCGCCACCGGUAACGUCACAGACGCGCUCGCGAUGCCGACGAACGCCGAUGGCGAACGAGAUAUGACGAAAAUGAUCGGCAUGGAGUUCCCUGUGGUUUCUCCGCGAACGAUGAGCCGCCGCAAACCAAAGUACGUGUACACGCUCGCGAAUUCGUGCGGCGAGCACGGCUACUUUGACUCCAUUCAAAAACUCAAUCUCGAGACGCAAAAGGCCGAGACGCGCUUGAGCGCCCUCGGUCACUACCCACACGAGUGCGAAUUCAUCCCCAAGACGAACGCCGACGACGAGGACGCCGGAUACCUCGCGUACGUCGAGUACGACGUCUCGCGCGACGCCGCAAACGUCGUCGUCCUCGACGCCCAGCGCUUCACCGAAGUCGACCCCGUGGCCGUCAUCGCCCUCCCCAUGCACGUUCCGUACACCUUUCACGGCACCUUCGCGCGACGCGCGUGACGCG
Messenger RNA from Ostreococcus lucimarinus CCE9901, 1733 nucleotides. RefSeq lists its product with no specific name. Bases 59 to 1729 code for a protein of 556 amino acids. The record is from RefSeq and is a predicted model, not a curated record. Gene Ontology annotation, molecular function: carotenoid dioxygenase activity. NCBI's taxonomy places the organism in Eukaryota, Viridiplantae, Chlorophyta, Mamiellophyceae, Mamiellales, Bathycoccaceae. Gene Ontology annotation, cellular component: chloroplast stroma. Gene Ontology annotation, biological process: carotene catabolic process. The transcript has a single exon.